Molecule: messenger RNA, 2247 nt
Organism: Ustilaginoidea virens
Lineage: Eukaryota; Fungi; Ascomycota; Sordariomycetes; Hypocreales; Clavicipitaceae
Exons: 1
Coding region: 1-2247 (748 amino acids)
Biological process (GO): phosphorelay signal transduction system; phosphorylation
Molecular function (GO): phosphorelay sensor kinase activity
Source: RefSeq, a predicted model, not a curated record
AUGGGCGCAGCGUUUCAUUUGCGCAACCACCACCUCCAACAACAAACCUCGAUGCCCUUGACCAAUGGCCUCGCCCAUGACUACAGAACAUGGGAGCUGUUUCCCGUGCCCACCCUCGUCGUCUCGCCGUCGCCGUCGUUCCUGAUCCGGGCCGUCUCCAACGGCGUCGUCGAGUCCUGGCGCCGCCCGCGCCGCGACCUCAUGCACCGCAACCUGUUCGCCGCCCUCUACGGCGGCUCGCCGCUCGAGCAGUUUGACCGGCUGCCUCUCCAGCACGCCGUCGAGGUGGCCAUCUCUACCCGGGCCCUCAGCAUCUGCCCCGCGGCGUACCGCGUCCCCGGCGCCUCGUGGUCGGCACGCAUCGUCCCCGUCUUCAGCAACAGCAACGGCAGCGGCAGCGGCAGCGACGACGCCGACGCCGAGCUGCUCAUGCUGGUCCUGGAAUGGGACCUCGUCUCCCACCCGCCGCUGCCGCAGCAGACCCCCCAGGUCGUCGAGGCCGCCAUGCAGAGCGUCACGACGACGCCCGUCGAGGAGAUGACCCAUCUGCUCGUCCACACCGUCAAGGACUACGCCAUCUUCCUCCUCGACACGCGGGGCUGCGUCACCACCUGGAACACGGGCGCCGAGCUCGUCAAUGGCUACAAGCGCCACGAAAUCGUCGGCAAGCACUUCUCCUCCUUUUACGGCCAGGACGACCUCGACGCCGGCAAGCCCGAGCAGGAGCUCCUGACCUGCCUGCGCCACGGGCGCGUCGAGGACGAAGGCUGGCGCUACCGCAAGGACGGCAGCCGGUUCUGGGCCAACGUCGUCAUCACCGCCGUCUACAGGAACAAGGUCCACGUCGGCUUCGGCAAGGUCACCCGCGACCUGACCGAGAGGAGGGAGGGCGAGCUGCGCCUCAUUGCCGCCUACGAGGAGAGCGCCAAGCUCAAGAACGACUUUCUCGCCAACAUCAGCCACGAGAUCAGGACGCCCAUGCACGGCUUGCUGUCCGCUUGCGGGCUCCUUCUCGAGACCUGCCUGUCCGACGACCAGCGCGAGACGGCCAACAUCAUCCAAGAGUCGGGCCAGGUCCUCCUCGGCGUCAUCAACGGCAUCCUGGACUACUCCAAGCUCGCGUCGGGAACGUUUCCCAUGUGCUCCCAGGCGUUCAACCUCCGCGACACGCUGUCGUCGGUCGUGCGCAACGCCCAGAUGACCCUGAUGCCCGGGGUCCUCAUCAAGCUGUCGCUCGCGCCAGGUCUCCCCGACCUGGCCCAGGGCGACCAGCUGCGGUUCCGGCAAAUCAUCCAAAACAUCACCGACAAUGCCGCCAAAUUCACGGAAGCCGGCUUCAUCCACGUCCAGGCCACGCUGCAGUCCCAAGACGACGCAUCCUUCACGGUGCGAACCGAGAUCGCGGACACCGGCAUAGGCAUUGACGGGCUCGAUGCCAAGGACCUUUUCAAGCCCUUUGUCCAGUCGGAGAAGUCGACCAAGAAGCGUUUCCAGGGCACAGGGCUGGGGCUUUCGAUAUCCAAGUCCCUCGUGGAACUCAUGGGCGGCGAGAUUGGGUACUAUGCCAAUCCCGCUGGUCACGGCAGCGUGUUUUGGUUCACGGCUGAAUUCGGAGCCGCUGCCACCAGCUUGCCGCAGUCGCAGUCGCAGUCGCAGUCGCAGUCGCAGUCGGCGUCCCCCCGGUCGCCGUCGUCGCCGUCGCAUCAGCACGAGGGGAACGGCCCAUGGCACGAGCCGCGCUCCAGCGCACACGGCAUCCGACGGGGAAGCGAAAACCCGGCCGCGGCCCUGAAGCGGCUCCGCGCAAUCGGCUCGGCCAAGCGCAUCCUCACCGUCGAGGACAACAUCGUCAACCAAAAGGUCCUGAUUGGGCUGCUGCACUCCUUCGGGCUCAGCAACGCCACCGUGGCGAGCGACGGGGCCGAGGCCGUUUCCAUCCUGCGCCGCCCCGCGGAGCCCUUCGACCUGGUCCUGAUGGACGUGAGCAUGCCCGUCAUGGACGGGUUCGAAGCCACGGCGCAGAUACGGCGGCACGGCAUCCAGGUGCCCAUCGUCGCCAUGACGGCCAACGCUCUGCAGGGGUACAGGGAGAAGUGUCUGCGAGCGGGGAUGAAUGACUACGUGCCAAAGCCCGUGAACAAGAGGCUUCUUGUUGAGAAGCUGCUCAUCUGGCUGGACCCGGACGCGCAGCCAAGCCCUGAUGCCGUCAUGGACGAUGGGCUUUAUCACGGGCGUAGCAUCAGAUAG